GGAAGUUGUCUUCUCUUGGCUGACUGCGCUCUGAGAUACCGGAAGUAAUCGUCGGAUUUGGUGACGCUGCAUUAGACUGCAAGACAUGGACCGGUCUGGUCUGCUCGGGUUUUUCCUCCUUGGCCUGGCUCUGAGUGGAGCUCAGGCGCUCACACCGUCGCACUACCUGUCCCCGUCUGAUGUGGCCCGGCUGCAGAACCUCCUGAGCCAGCCGUUCACCGACCUGGAGUCCGCAUAUUAUUCUGUUGUAGGUCAGAGCAAGCUUGGUGAAACUAUUCCUGAUCAAAAGGAUGUAUGCCAGUUCCUGAAAUCCCAGCUGGAUCCUACAAGUGUUGACUCUCUCUUUUUUGCUGCUGAAACCAGUCAAGCCAUCACAGAAUGUGAGAUCCCUGUAUCCAAUGAAACCCGUGACAUCCUUCUAGCAGCAGUUAGUGAAGAUUCGUCCAUGACCCAGAUCCAUCGGGCAGUGAGUGCCCUGAGCUCUCUGGGGCUUCCUCUUGCUUCCCAGGAAGUUGUGGGUGCGCUGACGGCUCGCAUCAACAAGGAAGACAAUGUUAUGGCGAUAAUCUUGGCUUUGCAAACUGCAUCCCGCCUUUCCCAGCAAGCAGAACUCGGAGGAGUGCUGGAGGAAAUUGAGGAUCUGACAGCUCGUCUGGAUGAUCUUGGUGGCAUCUACCUCCAGUUUGAAGAGGGGCUUGAGGCUACCGCCAUGUUUGUGACUGCUGCUUAUGCCCUGUCAGAUCAUGUGGACAUGGAGCCUCCUCUCAAGGAGGACCAGGUCAUCCAGCUUGUGAACUCUAUCUUCAGCAAGAAAUCCUGGGAUUCCUUGGCUGAGGCUUUCAGUGUGGCGAGUGCUGCUGCCGCUCUCUCCGGCAACCGCUUCCAUGUGCCGGUUAUUGUCAACACUCAGGGCCCAGCCACGGUGUCCCACAGCCAACCAACCCUGCAGCUCCUCGUUACUGAUGUCAUGUCUCAACCUCUGGCCUCAGCUAGCGUGCUGGUGGAGUCUGCGCAUGCUGUGGCUUCUAAAAGCGUCAUCCUCAGCAAAGCACCGUUCACUCUUAAUGAUGGUGUCUUUGAAUUGAACUUCAUAUCCAGCCAGCCAGCGAGCGGAUAUUACCAGUUUGCAGUUGCAGUGACCGGGGAUAGCCGGCUGGUUGCCAAUCAUGUUGAGCUUAAAGUCAAAGUGUCUACAGAGGUGGCUGUCACCAACAUGGACCUCUCUGUGGUGGAUAAGGACCAGAGCAUCGGCACUAAGACCACCAGGGUGGACUAUCCAUCCAAAGCCAAAAGCUCCUUCACAGCAGACAGCCACCAGAACUUUGCCAUGUCCUUCCAGCUGGUUGACGUCAACACUGGCCUGGAGCUCACCCCUCACCAGACCUUUGUCCGCCUGCACAAUCAGAAAACUGGUCAGGAGGUGGUGUUUGUGGCUGAACCCGACAGCAAGAAUCUCUACAAGUUUGAGUUGGACACAGCUGAGCGGAAGUCAGAGUUUGACUCCAUCUCUGGUACCUACUCCCUCUACCUCAUCGUUGGGGAUGCUACCCUGGAAAAUCCCAUCCUGUGGAAUGUGGCAGAUGUUGUUCUAAAGUUUGUUGAUGAGGAAGCUCCCGCCACCAUUCAGUCCAAGACCCUCUAUGUCCCCAAGCCAGAGAUCCAGCACUUGUUCAGGGAGCCAGAGAAGAAGCCUCCAACUGUGGUUUCCAACACCUUCACUGCACUCGUCUUGUCUCCCUUCCUGCUUCUACUCAUCCUGUGGUUUAAGCUCGGAGCCAACAUCUCCAACUUCAGCUUCUCUCCGAGCACCAUCCUGUUCCACGUGGGACAUGCAGCCAUGCUUGGCCUGAUGUACGUCUACUGGACCCACCUGAACAUGUUUCAGACUCUCAAGUACCUGGCAAUCAUUGGUGGUGUAACUUUCCUUGCCGGAAACCGCAUGCUGGCCCAGAAAGCAGUGAAGAGGAUUGCUGCAGAGCAAAGUAGUAGGUUGGCAAAGUAUAGGAGCCUUCGAUAAAGCCCCCCCUUUCUAGCAAAUGAGUCGGUUCUGCUUCCAGGCUGAAAAUCGAGAAAAAAUAAGGACAGAAAUGAAGACACAGAUAAGGGUCUCUUUUUUUUGUUUGUUUUUUUGUUUUGUUUCCAUUGAAAUCGGAAUAUUAAAAACAAUGGCACGAAAGUUCAGGAAUCUAAUCGACAGUUUAAAGAGUUGCUGAAUGGAAGGAAAUGAGACGAGACGACGUUUGAGUGGACAAACCAACAGAUGCUCCUACAGAGGACUGUAAAGCUACUGAUCGUUGCACUUCAUCUUCCUGUGAGAUUUCUUAUUGUCCAACAUGCCAGUGUUUUCUAAGUGAGCUGGAUUUUUUUUCUGUGGUUUCAUGAUGAAAUUUGGGUUUUAUUCAUUUUUUUGUACAUUCCUCUUUGUUGUUGCUCUGCACCCAUUUCACCUCACAAAAGAAGCUCAUUUUUCAGCUGAUGCCAUCGGCAAUAGCACUGAUACUUGGAUCGUGACUAACUAUGCCACCGUGUUUGCCUGUGGCACUCUCCUCUUUGAGAGAUGUCCCAGAGAGAUAAAAAAAAAAAAAACAAAACUUGAUAAUAAAACAUGGGAAGUCUCAGAAUGUGAUGUUUUUGUAAUGAAGACGAGGAAAAUAAAGAAAUUGAGGUGAA
Molecule: messenger RNA, 2670 nt
Organism: Melanotaenia boesemani (Boeseman's rainbowfish)
Lineage: Eukaryota; Metazoa; Chordata; Actinopteri; Atheriniformes; Melanotaeniidae
Gene: rpn2
Product: ribophorin II
Exons: 18
Coding region: 86-2017 (643 amino acids)
Biological process (GO): protein N-linked glycosylation
Cellular component (GO): oligosaccharyltransferase complex; membrane
Source: RefSeq, a predicted model, not a curated record